Messenger RNA from Porites evermanni, 1948 nucleotides. NCBI's taxonomy places the organism in Eukaryota, Metazoa, Cnidaria, Anthozoa, Scleractinia, Poritidae. The record is from the annotation of a GenBank genome assembly.
AGCGAAAUUGCUAGAACUUUGGGAAUUUCGGAAAGGACAUUGCGUAGAAGGCGCCAUGAACUUGGUAUGUCUGUAGAAGGAAGGGUGUUCUCCAAUCUUUCUGACAAUGAAUUAGAUGAUUAUGUUCGUCAAAUACUAACGGUGACACCUGGUGCAGGCCUGAGGAUGGUCCAAGGAGCAUUAAAGCAACGCAGUCUAGAAGUACAGAGGGAUCGUGUUCUCCAGUCACUACGCAGGGUUGACCCUGUGACAACUUCAUUGCGAAAUGGUAGACAGAUUAUUAGAAGAACGUACAAUGUUCCAGGCCCCAAUGCACUAUGGUAAGUAAGCUUUAGAUGUAUGGAUAAGCACUUUUAAUUCCACAUCAACACCUGUCCAUUUGAAGAAACUGUUGGUAGGUCCUCUGUUAUAUAUAUUAAUAGAGUGGGGUGGGGUUGAAAUCAACUAUCUGGUACCUUUUAGGGUGGGUUAAUUGGUACUUCGUUCCUUCAUUAGUGAUUAAGAACAGGUGAAAAAGGUCUGGAUUGAGAAGACUUCCUGCCUCACACUCUUGAAAAUAUGUGAAAUUUUACAUUAUGGACUGAUCAGUAAGCCAUUUGCACGAUGGCGUCAUUUUACUACUAUGACCAGAAUGCGUUUCAUUUUUCCUUUCAUAUUUAAAUUUUGUAAUCCCAGUGAUGUUUACAAAACAAAAGCCUUUAUUUGCACAAGAAAGCAAAACCCUGAAGGAUUCUGGUCGUAGUAGUAAAAUGAUGUGAUAGUGCAAAUGGCCUAUUCUUACAUCACAGAGGGAGGCUGUGUUUUUAGAGGGGGUACAUUUUCCAAACAUUAGAUGACUUGAGGGAUAUUAUUAUUGGGGGACAUUUUGCGAUCCUGAGAAUUUGGAAAAAAAAUACCCCCCAUUUCUGAUCGGAGUCCAACCUGGUAGGUCCAUCCCCCUUGAGCAAAAUAUUAUCUAGUAUGGCCCGUCUACUGAUAUGUAUUUUCAUAUGUUCAUUUUUUAUUUCAAGCCUAUAAAUUAACUGAUAUUGUAUAGAAAUCGGUUUAGACUAUGAGCUAUAGAGCAUCACAAAUUUGCUCUUCUUCAUUAAUAUUUAAAACAGUUUCUGGGAGCAUCCUUAAGAGGGAGAUAAAUUAUUCCCUCUUGCGUUCAUUAUUUCAUUGCAGGCACAUAGACAGAAAUCACAAAUUGAUAGAACCGUACCGAAUAGUUAUACAUGGUGGCAUAGAUGGCUUCUCCAGAUUGGCCGUUUAUCUAAAUGCAUCAACAAACAACAGAGCCACAACUGUUUUUGGCUGCUUCCAGGAAGCUAUUCAACAGUAUAACCUUCCUUCUAGGGUACGUUGUGAUCUUGGAUUUGAAAACCUGGAAGUUGGCAGAUACAUGCUGGAACAACGAGGGCUUAACAGAGGUAGUAUAAUUACUGGUACAUCAGUCCAUAACCAAAGAAUAGAGAGACUAUGGAGGGAUGUCAACCGCAUUAUAGUUUCACGUUUUCUCAACAUAUUUUUAUUUUUGGAAGGCGAAGGAGUUUUAGAUCCACACAAUGAGGUGCAUCUAUUUGCCCUCCACAUAGUUUAUAUUGAUCUUAUCGAUGCUGCACUUAGAGAAUUUGUUGGGCAGUGGAACAAUCACCCAGUCACUACUGAAAGUAAUCUUUCUCCACAACAGUUAUGGAUAAGAGGUAUGGUAUUACUGCAAAACUCUGGUUACAGUGCUGUGGAAUCUGUCGUGCAAGAUAUCUCAAAUUAUGGCAUUGAUGUGGAUGGCCCAGUCCCUGAAGAUGAUUCAAGAUUGGUAAAUGUACCAGUUACAUCCAUAAAUGUGGAUGAUGUGCAGCUUGCCAACAUCAAAAAUGUUGUGAAGUUAUCUCUUGAAAAUGGAGAUGAAAAUGGAUUUCAUUCGUUUGUUCUGACUUUGGACCUUUUGUCUGCUGCAGUUUAUUGA